Bombyx mandarina (wild silkworm) is the source of this 3457-nucleotide messenger RNA. It is a transcript of the gene asl, whose product is annotated as chromosome segregation ATPase asterless. The record is from RefSeq and is a predicted model, not a curated record. Lineage: Eukaryota; Metazoa; Arthropoda; Insecta; Lepidoptera; Bombycidae.
AUGGAUGGACAGGGUAUGAGUUUAUUUCAAGGUGCAAUGAGUAUUCAUAUAAACAAUAGUGCACAAGACAGACUGGAAGAACAAGAAGAAAUUGAAGAUCAAAAGAGGAGACACAAAGAACUACAACAAGAGUUGGCUAAUGGUUUUGAUGAUCUGUCUGAUGAGGAUGAGGCUAGCUCGGUCAACAGUAGUGGAAACUUUACUCUGGAUCCACAUAACCAUGAUGUUCCACAAACAUGCACAGGAUUACCUCCAGUUUAUGGAGAUUCAUUAAAACAUUUGAAAGAAGCACACAACCUUGGGGAAACGCCGAAAAAAUAUUGUGAGAGGUCUAAAAAUCAUAGAUCUCAUACUGUAAAAAAUCAGGAGGAUCAAAUCCACAAACAGUUUAGCCCUUUUGGAGGGGGUGAUUUGCAAAUUAAUUAUUGUCAACAGGACUUGAGAGGUCAUCUGAAUGGCAUGAACAAUUUUGAUGAACAAGAAUAUCAGAAAUACAAAGAAUUAAAAGUAAUAUAUGAGAUGCGUGUGAAAGAGUGUCAGGAGCUGGCAAUGGAAAUAAAGAAAUCAGAUGCAGAAAUAGACAGUCUCCGAGCCCGAUUAUCUGCUGCUAUUAAUGAUAAGGACAAAGCAGAACUAUCUUUGCAAGAAGCUCAACAUUUGCAUGCAUCAAGCAAGCAUAAUAUUAUUGAACUCGAACAGCAGAUUACCGCAUUAACAAAAAAGCUCAUGGAAAGCGAUCAAGCCAAAGAGCAGUUGAAAUUGGAGCUGCGAUCUGCUAACAUGAGCUUACAAGAACUACAGCAGAGAUGUCACAAUUUGCAGGUUACGCACACACAUGAUACCGAUACGUUAUUCAGAGAACAGCAAGAGAGGCACCGAGAAGAGGUGGAGAGAUUGCAAAAUGACCUCACAAAAGCAAAACAUAGACUCGAAGAGAAGGAGAACGAAAUAAAAAUACUAGAAAAACGUUGCAUGGAAAAUGUGCGAGAGAAAGAGGAAAUGUUAAUAGAAAAAGGCAGCACUAUAAAUCGAUUAGCGAGCGAACUAGAAGUGGCUCAGUCCAGGCUCCUCAACGGGGACACGGCCAGGCUGAAGGAAAAGGUCCUGCAGCUAACGACCGAAAGGAACACUGCAAAAGAACAAAUUAAAGAACUAGGGUCCAAAUUGCAGUUGACGGCGCAAGAACUAGUGAUCUGCAGAAACAACCUCACCGCGAACCAGAAAGAAUACGAAAAUUGGCGUUCCACGCUCCAUCAGAUUUUGGUGGAAUCUUUACCGGAAAAUACUUAUUUAGGGGAACCUCCGUCACCAGGAAAAUUGGCAACGCUCAAAGAGAUUCUGAGCAGAUAUAAAAUGCAGAUGCAGAAACUAUCGUCGAUGCAAGACGAAAUCGUAAAACGGGACAAAAAAAUUGACCAAAAUCGUAAGUUAGAAUCGGAGCUGCGUGCGAAACUCGACGAGCAAAAGGGUAUAGAGAUGCAACUUAAUUCGCGAUUGGCGGUGCUUCAGAAUAAAAUCGAAUUAUUGGGCAGUAACUCCGACAGUGAGUUGCUGGAAGGCUAUAAAAAUGAAAACGAGAGGCUGCAAAGCGAACUGGAGGAAGCAAGGGCGGAAAUUAAAAACGCGGGACUAAAAUACGCCGAAUUAGAAAUGGAAUACGACAAGUUGAGAAGCGAAAAGGGCAGUCGGGCGACCAUCGUGCAGGAAGCCAACGCGGACCUGCUGCGUGAACUGGAGAAGUACAGCUCCCAGCUCAAGGACACGCUUCGAGAGAACGGAGAGUUGAAAACCUUGUAUUUGCAGGUUUGCAGCAAACGCGACUCGAUAACGAGGGAACUGAAAGAACAACAGUCGACGAUGCAAAAGGAACGAGAAUAUUUCAGGGCACAAGAGAGGGACAGUCGCGAGCUGGCCGCGCGCCAGGGACAAACCAUAGAGAAGCUAAACGCGGAGUUCCACGCCACGAAGGCGGAACUGGAGGGCGCCAACAGGAGGAUAUCGGAGCUGCAGCGGGAGUUUACCGACAAACAAAAGGAGUUUUCCGAGAAAUUAAAUAAAUAUCUCGAAGAUGAAAAAACAGCCAUGAGAAAAGAAAUGGAGCCGUGCUCGCAUUGUGAGAAACAUUUGAAACGUAUCCGGCUUCUAGACGAACAGCUCAGCAAAUGUACUAUACAGUUGGCCUCCCAUGAGAGCAACGUGGCCUUAAUGAAGGAACUGAAGAGCAAAGGAGAGUUCUUCCUCCAGUACAUCACGGAUCGCUUCAACAAGCUGCAGGAACAGCGCAGCGUGGGCACCAACACGGACGGACCCGCCCCGCCGCCCGCCGACCCCGCGCCCCUCGACCCCCGCCUACACGACGACGACACUCUGGCCGCUAAGACCGCCCUCAUGAUGAAAGAGAAAGCUAUAAGGGAACAGAUCGCAGAGAAAUUCACAUUGGAAAUGAAAACCGUAGAGAUGAACUGCGCUCGUCGUAUCAAAGAAAUCGAAAACGAACAGCUCGAAACGAUCGCCAAACUCAAAGACCUGCUCGAGAGGAAAGCGCAGGAAGUCGAAAAAUUGAAAGAGUUCAUACUCACCGAGCGAACGAAGGUCACUCAGAUUCUCGAGGCGAAAGAAAACGAAAUAUCCGUGCUCAUAAAGGAACACAACGAGCUACAGAACGAAUGUCAGGACGUUAAGGACGCCCUCGUUGAGUGCAAGAGGAAAUCGGACAGGUACAAAGAGAAACUCUCCAAGCUGGGCUCUCUCGAGGACGUGCUCAAGAGCGAUCGUGAAAACAUCAAGCAGAGGAGCUGCACGGACGAGUGUCAAGCGAUGAGAACUAAGCUCACGGAGUUACAGCUGAAAUUGACGCACAUCGAACAUAAAUAUGAGGCAUUACACUCGGAACAUUCGGCGGUUCAAGAGAAAUACAAGAACGCUAAAAAGACCAUAUUGACUUAUAAGGAUUAUGUGCAAAAGAAAGAUAUGCACAUAACUAACGAAAUGAAUAGAAUACAAGAGGAGUACCGGAAGAUAUUCUUUAAACUACAAAAUCAAAUCAACUGCCAGAUAAAGUGUAGGAUACAGGAGGAGAAGAACACAGAGAUGCAGCAGGACUCCCAACAAUCCAUAGAGUCGGAUUAUUCUGAUAGAAUAAACAACAUAAAUCAAGAGAUUUCACGGCUGGCCCAUUUUCAUAUGGACGAUGAAGCAACAACGAGUAGUAAGUGACAUUGCCACGAUGCCGAUACGGGUCCGACACCAGUCGUCAUACUCUGUACGUUGAAGGCAGAUUUACAAAACAACAAUUUCUCGAGCAUGCGAGAAUAUCGGGAAAUAAUAUUGUUGUUCGGUGUGAACAAACCUUAAGAACGUCAUUUGUAAAGCUAAGCUUUACUAAUGUCAUUAUCGCUCGAUCAAUCAUUUCACUUGACCUAAUCACGUACGAUACUCAUAUUCGAAAAAGGUUCUU